AUGAUUCAGAGUGCUAAAGAACCCUCAGAUGCAAUGUUCUAUAUUGCUCAAGCUCAUAUACUUGCAAAAAAAGCGAAACAAUGUGUCAGCAAAUUGAAUGAACUGUUAUUAUCGGCAAAUUUAUCCAAGUUCUAUAUUGACCUGCAUUUUAUGAGUGUUAAAUCUGCUCUUAAUCUUGUUCAAACAAAAUUGUCUGCAAUAGAUAGACCUUCAAAGCUAAGACAUGGGCCAUCCGGGAACGAGCUUACUAUUGUUACUGGCUAUGGAAAAUAUAUUUAUGGGCAAGCAAAAAUCAAACCAGCGGUUAUAAAUUGGCUUCAACAGUCUGGUUUUAUUCUCCCAAGAACAAUAAAGGAAUAUUAUUUGUCAAAUACCUUAAUAACGGAUUGCAUUCUAAGAAGUAAACGACAGCAUCGAAAGAGAUCGAUGUUCCCUGUGAAUAGGCCUGUUCUGUCGUCACCUUUACCUGAUAAACUCAUCUGUAAAAGCAAGGAGAAUGCAGCUUCAGCAAAAGCAAUUCGUCUCCAUCCAUCAUCAGCUAGAGUAAUGCAUUGUUUAUCGUCAACGAGUUAUCCACCAACGGUAUCUGAUUACGUGCAUCGGCGCGUGUUACGUCAGGCAGUUGCUGCUAUCUGUAAGCAGGUGGGAUUUGAAGUAGUGGAAGCUAGUGCACUCGAGCUGCUUACGCACAUGAUUAAUUCUUAUAUCAGUGAACUGGCGGCAACUACUCGCCAAAUGACAGAACAUGCUGGUCGUACUAUAUCAACACCAUCAGAUACUAUUAUGGGCUUAGUAGAUAUAGGCGCUGCAGUUACUAAUUUGCCAGCAUUUUUAAAAGAAGCAACUUCUAAAGGUUCAUUAGUGAUAGCACCACCUCGUAUGCAAAAUUCACCUCAUGUGCAACAACAGCUUCGUGUUGGUAGUUUGCGUCCACGCCCUUCAUAUAUUCCAGAUUGGUUUCCACCAUUUCCUGAUUCGCACACAUACGUACGUACGGAAAUAUCUGGUGAACCAGAGCCAUCUUACGAGAAAGCUCGUGAGGGUUUGGCAUUGUUGCAUCGAAAUACUAUCGUUUCGCUAAAGGAUUUUGUUUUACGUACGAAUUGUUCUAUUUCAUUAUUUGAUGCUCAUAAGCAGCGCAUCGUGAAAAAGAUUUCUGCUGCAGCUGAAGAACGAAGUCAUCAACGAAAGGCUGAAAGGAUGGCAUCUGUGGAGGGAAAUGUAGACAAGGGGAUGAUGAAUGGUGGACAGUUUUCAGCUGUGCCUGCGGCUUCGGAGGAGAAUGAACAAUUGAAAGAUGCAAAGUUGGAAUAUGUCAGUAAUGUUUUAAGCAGUAUGUUUGAGGAGGAAAAUGAGACGAAUAUUAGCUUGCUGGAAGCAGAAGUACCUACUUUUGGAGAAAUUAUCGAACCUAAAACAAACAGCAGACCAUUUUUGGAUGCUCUGCUUUUCGAUGUGCAAACAGAAUCCACGUCGAAAAAAAGAAUCAAGUCAUCGGGGAACUAUAUUGCGGAUAGUAACCCUUUCUUGCGUCCUCCUAAAGUCCCUUCUAUGUUGGAUGACGAGGUCACGCUGCAUGAACAUGAGUGA
Molecule: messenger RNA, 1590 nt
Organism: Thelazia callipaeda (thelaziosis nematode)
Lineage: Eukaryota; Metazoa; Nematoda; Chromadorea; Rhabditida; Thelaziidae
Source: the annotation of a GenBank genome assembly